CUUUGCCGCCUCUGCCUGCGAUGGGUUCUCCUCUUCCUGUCGCGCCGUCACGCCGCCGCCGACGAGCUCCCGCGGCGAGGCGAGGCGGCGCAGCGCUCGGAACCCCUAAACCCUAACCCCGGCCUGUCCAGUGGUUCCCCAGUCUUCGGUCCCUUCCGCGAUGGAGGAGCCUGCGCUCGCGCCGCCCGCGGCGCCUCCUGGCUCCCUCGCCGCCGCCCCCCCUGCCCCCGGUGUCCUCUCUCGCCGGAGAGCCCAUCUCGACAGCGCCUCCUACCGCGCGCUCUCCCGGCUCUUCUCGCACUGCCUCCACCUGCACCCUUCGCUGCGCACGGAAGGCGAGCCUGCCGCCGCCGCCGUCCCCCUCGGCGACUCCGGCGGGCUCCCGCAUGGGGGUUCGCCGCCGCCGCCGCCUAAAGACGCGGGGUUCGACCCGGGUACUAAUAUAGAGGUGGAGGCGGCUCUUGGGAAACCUACGCCCCAUGAGACGCCUUUGAUGUCCGGGUUCCCGGAUGGCGCCGCGAAUUCUACCACCGAUCCGGGGGUGGUGCCGCACGGCACGCCGGAGAGUGGAGUCCAAGGGGUUGAGCGGGUGGAGAGUGUGGAAGAGUUAGUUCUAACAGGAAGUACCUCCGCGAAGGCUGGUGACGGUGGCGAGGAGUUGGGGGCUGGAGCUACACUGAUGGGGGAAGACGAUGCCUUGCGGUCGAUGCAGGCUUGCUUAGACGGCGAGGAUAAUGAAUUGGUGAAUGAAAUGAUGGGUAAUGAUGAUGAUCUGUUGCAACUCGAUGCGAUGAUGACCAAUUUUUCAGGGUUGAUUGAUGAUGCCAGUGAUGCCAAUGCCGGCAUAAGCUCAGCACCGAGCUGUGGAGUAACUGGAGGCAAGCUUCAGAGUGAUAGCAGAGUAGCUGAGGAGGUGAAAGAAUUGGGAGCUGGGAUUGGCAAUGACAGAUACCAGGUGAAAGAAUCGGGAGAUGGGAUUGGCAACGACACGUCUCUGAUCAGUUCAGACCAUGUGUCAAUAGAUGGCGGUGAUCUAGAUGGUGGUGAUUUUGAGGAAGGAGAGAUUGAGGAUGAUAUGCAAAAUUUAGAUGUAGAUGAUUCUGGCAAUUCAGAACUUGAAGAUAAAGAUGCAAAAGGUGAGGAAUUGAAAGAGGAUUUUGUUAGUAGAAAGAUGGGGGAGAAUGGAUCAUGCAGCUAUGAUGUAAGGAGUCACAAUUUGCAUUUGAUACCUCAAAAAGGAGAUGUCAACUUUGUGAUGAACACGCAAUGUAAUAGCAAGGAUGAUUCCCAAAUGCAUGGUGCCAGGGCACAAGCAGUCAGUUAUGAUGAAGUUGUGGAUUGGAAUGAGACACCUUUGCCUGAUGAUAAGGCUCCCAAACAUGGGAACAAGAGAAAGCGCCUGUUGACAGAGGAGAGAAAAGCUAAAAAGACGAAAAAUAAACGAAUUAAAAGAGCACUGCAACGGGAAGCUGAAGGUGUGAAAAGACUGAAACUUCAACCAGUUAUAAAGCCUAAGGUGGUGCAGGAUUGCCGCUUCUACUUGCUUGGGAAGUGCCAGCAGGGAAAUAUGUGCAAGUUCUCCCACGAUACGACACCUUUGACAAAAUCCAAGCCCUGUACGCAUUUUGCACGCGGAUCUUGUUUGAAAGGAGAUGAUUGUCCUUAUGAUCAUGAGUUGUCAAAGUACCCUUGCCACAAUUUUAUAGAAAAUGGAAUGUGCAUCAGAGGUGAUAAAUGCAAAUUUUCUCAUGUGAUAACUACUGCAGAAGGUCCCUUAACACCAGAUGCAAAGAAAUCUAAUGCGUCAUCAGUGCCUGAAAAAGUAAACUACCGAGACCAAACAAGUAGUCAGAAAACUUCGACAGUGUACAGUGGUGAACCUUCUGCUCCUACCGAACAUCGUUCCAUCCUUAAAAAUCUUGCUGGCAUCUCAGGAAAUGCUCAAAAGGCACCUGGUCGUAUCCCAAAGGGUAUACAGUUUCUUCAUUUCAAUAAAGCCAGUUCAGAUUCUCACAUUCUGUAUCAGGAUGUUCUGUCCACUGAGAAGCAUAAGAAUCCAAUUGGUGGUCAACAUCAGAACUUUGGAAAACCUCUACCUGCAGAAGGAGAAAAAAUUGCCAAGCACAAUGGACUUAGAUCAGCUCCCCUGUUGGAUGAGAACAGCUCAUCAAAACAAGCUAAUCUACAUGCGUGUUCAGAGCCAAAGAAAAAUAGUUUGCCUACCACUGCUUCAGUGCCCAGCUUAGCAAGCACUGAGAAUGAAGUUUCAGAGGCGUCUAGGAUUUUGCAGGAAUUCUUGUUCAGUCCUGGCAAAUAGAGUGAAGUAUGAAACUACUACUAUACCUUUGAUACCCUGUAGACUACACAUGUGCAUUGGUAGUUCAAUAAAUGUUCCUUUGAUUUUGCAGCAUACUUGGAUGAUGUUCAGUGAUGAACCUAGGCCCAUGAGAUUAUGCAGCAUUUUUUGAUAUUCUGCGCACCAGUUUUAUUGUUGUAACUGCAUCUUGCAACUGCUGUUUUGAUAGAAUUUGGGACAAAGAUUUACUGUCAGAUUUUGAAGAUUAGCUGCUGUCAAAUGAAUGUACCUCAGUUCAAUCCACAGGUUAGUUCCAUUGAGUGGAUGGUUCUGAGUUGUAGGCUUAAUGUUGCAGUAAAUAUGCCCCUUGAGUCAGUAAUCUGUAAUUUCAUGAAAAAGUUGAUAUGAUUCUUUUCUUCUUGCUUUUGGCGUAGCAGGCCUCCCUUUGGGAGGCCCACAAGCUAUUAGCUCCAUGGUAAAGCGCGUCCUGGAUAAUUGGGUCAUUGUUCCUGGGCUGAGAGCCCAUGAGACACUUUUUUUGGAGGUUUAUGAGAUUUUGGUGGACUAGUUUGUUGCUUGUUCGUCUACGAAAUAGUCAACUACUUAAUCUUCUUUUACAGAGUUUAAGUAUGUUUCUUCAAUAAAGGGCCAUGGAAUUCCUAAACACCAUUUAUGACUAAGUAAAGCAAAUGAGAAUGGAGAUUUGAUGUGUCAUUCAUAUCUGUACAAGGGCUACUUUUUUGAGGGCAUCAAGUUUUUUGAGCCAAAAGCUUUACUUCAUUGCCAUGUGACGAUGGCAGCUAGAAGAUUGCCGUUUUAGUCGUCGAACAACAUGAUUUUGGGUUACAAGUGUGCCAGAACCAUGGGUCCUUCACAGGACACCAGCGUCAGCCUGGUUGUUCAAGCUUACAUGCACGUAGCGCUCUGGAAUCUGGAUUUCCGUCCUAUCUCUUGGUUCAGAAUUGCUCGUGAAAAACUGAAGACUAUCUUUGGUGCCGUGGGUCACAUGUGCAGAAGAUAAGGCCCCAGGUAUGAGCUGGAACGUGUGAUUGUUGUUUGCUACUACAUCGCAAGCUUUGCUUGGAUCUGUCCCUGCCUACCUAGCUGCUGUCAAAAUCUCCGGCUGGUGUUGUUGCAUCGGUUCAGAAUUACGCUUCACAUGAUCCCCUGGGAGGGCUCACAUGGCGUUUCAUCACUUGGUGCCUUCCAUACAAAGGAAUCACCUGAACUACAUGUCCCUCUCCACUGCUGCCAUCACAUGCCCAAGUGACAGUGACUGUCUAUCUCACUAAACAGUCCAUCUUUUACUCAUGUUACUUUUACCACGUAUGUGAGCCGUGCCUGCGUUGUUGGUUUGUUAUCUCGGUGGUCAGUUACUGGAAUAUUUGUGUCACUGGUGAAAGCAACUGACUAGAAAAGACCUGAACGACCUGUAUGCGUUGGAGAUGGAUAAGUUCCAUGGCAUGUCAACUCAGGUGAAAACGGAAGCCCCAAAGGAGUGGACGGUAGCUACUUGGUCGCUUUCCUUGGUAUUAUGAUUGUGUCUGCGUUGGAGAUAAAGGAAUUCCUUUUCUGUUUUUUUUCCCUUUUUUCUGAACUUGAGGGGAUGUUAAGCUUAAGUAUUUAUUUACUUGGCCCAAACUAUAGAGCUAGGUUGAAUAGAAAAAUGAUGAUUAAAUUUUACAAAACCAUGCUUGCUACGAGAGGCGGAGCUCCAACAAAAUGAUGAGAAGUGCUACUUAUUUGUAUUUUUUCUUUCAGUUGAGUCCAGGUUGUGGGUAACUGAGUUUGGAUUGAGUGUGGUGUAUAUAUGAUAAAAAUAGAUAAACUUUAGCUAAAUUUUUUUUUUUUUGGACCGGGCCCCUAGGAACCCCCACCUAACGCAGCUCUGUCCUGGUGUUCUACGAUUGAACUUUUGUAAAACUAUGUAUUUCAGAAUUAAGACCG
Oryza brachyantha (malo sina) is the source of this 4243-nucleotide messenger RNA. RefSeq names its product zinc finger CCCH domain-containing protein 7. Gene Ontology annotation, cellular component: nucleus. The transcript has 11 exons. The record is from RefSeq and is a predicted model, not a curated record. Gene Ontology annotation, biological process: negative regulation of DNA-templated transcription. Gene Ontology annotation, molecular function: RNA binding; metal ion binding. Bases 161 to 2317 code for a protein of 718 amino acids. NCBI's taxonomy places the organism in Eukaryota, Viridiplantae, Streptophyta, Magnoliopsida, Poales, Poaceae.